Leptopilina heterotoma is the source of this 1708-nucleotide messenger RNA. RefSeq lists its product as uncharacterized. Bases 1136 to 1456 code for a protein of 106 amino acids. The transcript is spliced from 4 exons. Lineage: Eukaryota; Metazoa; Arthropoda; Insecta; Hymenoptera; Figitidae. The record is from RefSeq and is a predicted model, not a curated record.
UCUAGUGGCUUUGAAUCUUGAGAGUCUUUGAAACGCAGACCUGUUAAAACGUGCUCGUGCAGGAUUAAUAUUCAGGAAAUAUUAAGGAAAAGAGAAACAUAAAAUGGUAAGUUUAUUUUGCAAUUUCGUUAAUAAAGAGUCAAGAAAUGCACAAAUUAUAAUGGUAUAAUAUAAAAGUAUCAAUCUUAAGACUUUAACGAUUUCUUUUGUGUUUCAGAAUUUUUGUCCAAAUCAACGAGAUGGGAGAUGUUGCUUUUGCAACUUUCUAAAUUGCAUUCGUCCUUUUCUACACCCAGGAUUUAAUUAUUGGCCUGGAAUGCAAUUCAAUUAUCCCAAUCCCCAACAACCGAAUCAAAUGCCAAUUAUUAAUCAUGGUUAUAAUCAACCACGUCCUGACACUGGAAAUUACCAGAGAAAUGCACGACCUGAUAAUAAUAGUUUUGGAAACUACCAGAGGAAUUCACGACCUAAUAUUAAUUCCGGAAAUCACCAUCCGAAUACUCAACCUGAAAUUAAUUCUGGACAUCACCAAGUAAAUGCAAGACCUAUUAUUAAUUCCGGAAUUCACCAGUUGAAUCCACGACUUGUUAUUAAUUCUACAAACCACCAGCUGAAUGAAAGACCAGUUAUUAAUACCGCAACCACCAUCCAAGUACACAACAAUUGAAUACACAACCUGUUAUGAAUCCUGAAAAUCAUCUACCAAAUGCACAGCCAGUUGUAAAUAGACAAAAGGCAACGAGGUGGGAAUCAAUUCCAGUUGAGACAUACUCUCCAAUGGUUAACAAUUCUGUAAAAGGAAACCAGCAGUCGAAUGCUUAACCAGUUAUUAAUUCUGGAAACCAGCAGCUGAAUUCUAAACCAGUUAUUAAUUCUGGAAACCACCAGUCGAAUGCUCAACCAGUUCUUAAUUCUGGAAACCAUCAUCCCAGUACACGUCCAGUUAUUAAUUCCGGAAUUCAGCCGCCGAGUACACGUCCAGUUAUUAAUUCCGGAAUUCAGCCGCCGAAUGCUGGAUCUGUAAUUAAUUCAGGAAAUCAGUCACCAAAUGCUCAAUCUGUUACUAAUUCUGGAAAUCAGCCACCAAGUAUAUUAAAUACGCUACCUGUUAUUUAUUCCGGAAACCACCAGCUGAAUGAAGGACUUUGUUAUUAAUUCUGAAAAUCACCUACUGAAUGCACAGUUAGUUAAGAAUGCAGAAAUACAGGAAGAAGUAAAAAGGAAAAGUGGAUCUUCUCAUCAAAAGAUAAUUAGUCGUGAACCAAUUCCAUAUGAGCCAUCCUCUCUAAAGAUGAUUUGCAAGAAACAGACUAUAUUCCAACACUUAUUGACAAAAAGCGCGGAGCAGCAAGAAAAAUUGGUGAAAAAUUACUUUUACCACCUUCAUCUGACGAAUCAACUUCUUCUAGCUCAUCAUCUUCUUCUAGUCCAUCAUCUUCUUCGAGCUCCUCAGUAAACUCAACCGCAAAGCCAUCAUUGAAAUUAGAUGAUUUAACUCCACUUAAUUUGUCUACUUCAGACUGUAAUAAUCACUGAAAUCACCGUCAUCAAAUGAGCUUGCUUUAGCAAUAGCUUCAAUUUCAAAGCCAAAACCAAAAUCCAAGACGAUAAUAGUUAAUGAUGAAGAUUGCUGUUUUGCAAAAAAAAAAUUACUCAGGGCAUGAAAGUUCAAACAGGAACCAAAAGAAAAAGGUCUACGGAUGACAAA